UCUGUUAUCUGGUGUCUCUGCAGGUCUCGCUGCCACCACCACCUGCCGGGACUGGACUGGACUGGGGAGAGAGGCUGGUGAUGGCCGAGCAGGUGAUGGGCUUCUUAGUUCUCUACACCACUCUGCUCAUUGUUCUCCUGUCCAGGACCUGCUUGACCGUCCAUGGAUUCUCAAAGAAACACGCCCGUCCGGUGCCGACCGACGGCAAGGACAACAUCACCAUCUUCACCAGGAUCCUUGACCGGCUGCUGGACGGCUAUGACAACCGGCUACGGCCCGGCCUGGGAGAAAGUGUUACGGAGGUGAAGACGGACAUCUAUGUCACCAGCUUUGGGCCGGUGUCAGACACAGACAUGGAGUACACAGUGGACGUGUUUUUCCGCCAGAGCUGGAGAGACGAGCGGCUGAAGUUCAAGGGUCCGAUGCGCAUCUUGCCGCUCAACAACCUACUGGCCAGCAAGAUCUGGACGCCCGACACAUUCUUCCACAACGGCAAGAAGUCUGUGGCCCACAAUAUGACCACGCCCAACAAACUGCUGCGUCUAGUGGACAACGGCACCCUGCUGUACACCAUGAGGCUGACCAUUAAUGCCGAGUGCCCGAUGCACCUGGAGGAUUUCCCCAUGGAUGCACACGCGUGUCCACUCAAGUUCGGCAGCUAUGCCUACACCAACUCGGAGGUGAUGUACGUGUGGACGCACGGUCAGGCCAACUCGGUCGUGGUGGCCGAGGACGGCUCUCGGCUCAACCAGUACGACCUCCUGGGCCAGACCGUGGGCACCGAGGUCAUCCGCUCCAACACAGGUGAAUACAUCGUCAUGACAACUCACUUCCACCUGAAGAGGAAGAUCGGCUACUUUGUCAUCCAGACCUACCUGCCGUGUAUCAUGACGGUCAUCUUGUCUCAAGUGUCCUUCUGGCUCAACCGCGAGUCCGUGCCUGCCCGCACCGUCUUUGGGGUGACGACGGUGCUGACUAUGACGACAUUGAGCAUCAGUGCCCGGAACUCGUUGCCCAAGGUGGCGUACGCCACGGCCAUGGAUUGGUUCAUCGCCGUCUGUUACGCCUUCGUCUUCUCCGCCCUCAUCGAGUUCGCCACCGUCAACUAUUUCACCAAACGCAGCUGGCCAUGGGACGGACGCAAGGCCAUGGAGGCCCAGGAGCUCAAGAAGCGGGAGCCAGUCACUCUGGCCAAGAAGACCAACAACACGUACAAUAUUGUGGGGACGACGUACACACUGAACAUCACCAAGGAGCCGGGGCUGGCCACCGUGUCGAAGAGUGCGGGUGCCCACGCCAAGAUGGGCAGGAUGGAGGAGCAGCUGCCCGAUGGCAAGAAAACCUACAACAGUGUGAGCAAGGUGGACAAGAUGUCACGUGUCAUCUUCCCUGUCCUCUUUGUCAUCUUCAACCUGGUUUACUGGGCCACCUACGUCAACAGAGAGCCCAUCAUUAAAGGCCCGGCCCCCAAGAAAAAGACUCCCCCCCCCCCCCCCCCACAAGGUGGUCUGUUUAUAAGUGUUUUCUAAAGAAAGCAGCAGGUUGUGUAUGAAAGUUGUUAUCCUUCAUCACCUCGUGUUUAACUGUCUGCAUGUACCGUGACUGGACACACACACGCACGCACACACGCACACACGCACACACACACGCUCACACACACACACGCACGCUCACACACGCACGCACGCACUCACGCACACACGCAC
Leucoraja erinaceus (little skate) is the source of this 1706-nucleotide messenger RNA. RefSeq names its product gamma-aminobutyric acid receptor subunit alpha-3-like. Bases 81 to 1529 code for a protein of 482 amino acids. Gene Ontology annotation, molecular function: benzodiazepine receptor activity; transmitter-gated monoatomic ion channel activity involved in regulation of postsynaptic membrane potential; inhibitory extracellular ligand-gated monoatomic ion channel activity. The record is from RefSeq and is a predicted model, not a curated record. The transcript has 9 exons. NCBI's taxonomy places the organism in Eukaryota, Metazoa, Chordata, Chondrichthyes, Rajiformes, Rajidae. Gene Ontology annotation, biological process: synaptic transmission, GABAergic; nervous system process; gamma-aminobutyric acid signaling pathway. Gene Ontology annotation, cellular component: dendrite membrane; neuron projection; postsynapse.